Mercenaria mercenaria is the source of this 3225-nucleotide messenger RNA. Its product is annotated as minichromosome maintenance domain-containing protein 2-like. The record is from RefSeq and is a predicted model, not a curated record. Lineage: Eukaryota; Metazoa; Mollusca; Bivalvia; Venerida; Veneridae. Gene Ontology annotation, biological process: double-strand break repair via break-induced replication. The coding region runs from base 59 to 2125 and encodes 688 amino acids. The transcript is spliced from 22 exons. Gene Ontology annotation, molecular function: DNA binding; ATP binding; single-stranded DNA helicase activity.
CGAUAAUCAGACCCGAAACGUCAUAAUUUCGUCUGAAAUAAAGAAAUUUGAAUGAUAGAUGGAGGAAUGUGUGAUCAAACAGUUAGAAGAGCAGUUGGGAUAUUUUGAGGCAGUCUUACAAUACCUAGAUACCAGUGGUAACCUCUCACUUCUCAAGGCACAAUGUGAAAAAUAUGCAAAAGCCAAGAGCCUGGUGUAUACGUUUAAAUUGCUGAUAGAUCCUGCAGACAUUUGUGAAGCUAAUGCUGUUUUAGGUAACCUGUUAUUACUAGAGCCAAAUACUGCUAUCAAAGUCUUUCAGCAGGUUAUUUACAAGACGAUACAAGUUCUGGAAUUAUUACCUGGUGAAUUAUCACUCUCUCAAGUAGCUGUCAUUCUGCGACUUUCUUCUCUGCCAGUAGUACCCAAACUUAAUACAGUAAAAAAUGUAAGAUGUUUGUCGAGAGUUCAUGAUGCAGGAAUAUUUUGUUGUCUUACUGGUGUUGUUACUGGACUCUCAGCACUAUCAAAAUAUACAUUGAGUGCUCGUUACUUCUGUACAGAUGAAGACUGUCAAGGUCACCAUGGUAACCAUUUCAUCAGAAUACAUACACCGGGUGCAUCUGAAGCUCAAACUGUUAGGAAAGAUUUUACAUGCACCUUUUGUUCAUCAACAUUAACUGAAGAAAAAUCCAGUAGAACUUUGUCAGAAAAAGUUGUAGCUGAAAUCAUUCCAGAACAGAUCAUGUCGGAAAUUCACUCUCACUGUAGUAAAAGAUCCCGAGGACAGGCUAUACCUGUCUAUAUCAGAGAUGAUCUCACCAAACUUGUUGAAAUAGGUGAAACAUAUGAGAUCAUUGGAAUCACCAGGAAAGAUGUACUUGACGACAAAAUAAUGUUGACACUUGAGGCAAAUAACAUGAAAAAAGUAAAGAGAGAAAUAUCAGCCAGUAAACUAUUGAAGGAAUUGCCAAGAAAUCUGUUAAAGCUCUACAAAGAUAGGAAAUCAUCACCAUGGAGUUUUGUUCUUACAUUGGCUUACCUGUUUGGAGGUGAUAUAUCUCCCCCAGGAUGUUAUUUCAGUCUUAAACUUGCAGUUUUGUUGAGUCUGGUGUCAAGGAGGGAUUCUAAGACUAAACCACUUCAUGUGUUAGCAGUGGGGUCAGAUACUGAGGUCAUUUCAAGAUUGCUUCAGUUUGGUAUGAGAUUUAAAGAAACGUCCACAAGCCUUACAGCUGGUCAGUCCCUGACAGGUCAUGUGACUUUGGAUAGAUAUAAUAGUGCUCCAUAUUUUGUAGAAGGAGGUUUGCUGCACUUGUCACAAGGUGGUGUAUGUUAUGUUGCAGAUAUUGAUAGGUUGAAGAAAUCAAUGAAACACUCUCUCCAGUCUGCUCUGAGUGGUGGUAAAGUUGUGACUGAUGUUGCCCCCAAGUAUACUGGAAGUCUACCCCACCAUAUAGAACAGGCAUUAAGAAGUAGAAUCUGGGGCUAUGUUAGCCCCACAUUGUCUAAAAAGCAGUCCUCCACAGACAGUGAUGUGUUUGCUGGGGCAAAUACAGGUGACAUUCCCAGGACCCUUUUAGAUGGUUUCAGUAUACUAAGCUUUACUGAUCAUGGUGAUAUUGCAAGUAAUGAGCUGGUUGAGGAUCAGAUGGUUGAAACAACGCUGAUGUCAGCAUUGACAUAUGACGAGACUCUCAUACCUUGCACCACUGAGCUGCCAAUAACCACAGCAGAUUUUCAACAGUUUGUUAGAUUUGCCAGUCAGUUGAGACCAAAGUUUAGAAAGGAAGCAGAAACCCUCAUUCAUAGCUAUUACAUGACCUGCAGAAAAUCAAGGUCAACACCAGAUGGCACUGAUGUCCCUGUUAAUGCAGACCAAACUUUGUUAUCUCUUGCAUAUAGCCAUGCAAAAGUUGCCCUGAGAAACGAAGUCACCAUCAACGAUGCACUGAUGGCAGUGAAGUUCUAUGAAGAGUAUCUUACAAACAGAUUUGGAUAUUCAACCCUAAAUGUCCAACCAAUACCUCAUGUGACUUCAAAUGUUCUCAACCAUUGCAUAGGCCCUGCAAAUGACAAGCAGAUGCAAGAGUUCCACAAAAAUCUUCUCCGAUACUGCUCCCUUGCUUCAGGAUUGGAGGAAUAAGUGCAGGUAUUACAAGUGGAAAAAAGUUUACAAUGAUAGACAUUGAGAUAUAGCUGAAUGUAUUGACCACAUAUGGGAGAGCCGUACACUGUUCUUUAUUUGCAGGUUACUCGCUCUUUUUUGGCAGGUGCUUGAAUACCUUGCAAGAAAUGAAAUGAGUGGUCAUCUGAGCCAGGUGGUAUAUGUUCAUGGCUGUCUUUUAUACAGGUUUGACUGUACUAGGGAUAUUUAUGUAUAUCUUAAACAAAAAUAUGAAUUGGUGAAUGUCAAAGUGAAAUGCUGUUGCAAAAAUGACAUUUCACCCAGAACACACAAAACAAACGUGACAGUCAAAGUUGAAGAGGAUUGUAGCAAAACUAAUUAAAGGUGUUUGAAAAGUUUUGGCGAUUCCAUGUUUAUAACCGUGAAGUUUAGCUUAGGUUUUAUUUACCAUUGGACAGGAAACGCGUUAUUCAUUAUUCGGGAUAAAAUAAAACGAUUCUUGAACAAUUACCAUAAAGAUGCAAAUCUUCUGUCUUAUUUAGUGGUUAAAUUUUGUUGCGAUUGAUACUACUAUAUUAGCUUAAAGAUGUAUACUGCUCAUCUUUCAUUGAAAUAUCUUUUAUUUAGAUAUUUACUUUAAAUGCAUCAAUUAUAUUUAACUUCACCAAAUAUAUAAAUAAAUUGUCUAUAUUUAGCUAAAUUCAUAACCAAAUGUCCUGCAGUAACAGCUGACUGUGUAAAAAAAACUUCCAGUUUUUUGUGGUAGUACACAUUUAUACUGUUUUCACCUGUACAUGUAUACAGUGUGUACUAUUUUUAACAAAAUUCAUAGCAGUGUUAAUACACAUAAAUGUUUAUUCUAUGUUUACAUAGACUACUGGUAGUAUUUUUUUCAUGUUUUCAAAUAUGAAAUUUGGGUCAAGUAUACCUUUAAAUAAAGGUUAGGUUAUAUCUGGACAUAAAGUGGUCUGAAAAAAUUGAAAUCCUUUUCAGAUUGACAUUGUUGAUAAAUUUUGCAGGUUCUUUACAUGUAGUAAUAUUUGAAGAAGUGUGCACAGAUGUGAUAAAUGUUUCAACUUUGAUAAACUAUCUUUAUCUAAUAAAAUCACUUAAUAUAA